AUGUCUGCAUGGUCAGCUCCAAUUCCUUUCCAAGGUUCUGCUUCCAGUCCAGAAAUUUCCUCUCAGAGCAACAUGACCAGCAAUCGGAGACUGCAGCAGACACAGGCUCAAGUGAAUGAGGUGGUGGACAUCAUGCGGGUCAACGUAGACAAAGUACUAGAAAGAGAUCAGAAGCUUUCAGAACUUGAUAACCGAGCAGAUGCUUUGCAAGCAGGGGCCUCACAAUUUGAAACCAGUGCAGCUAAGCUGAAGAGGAAAUACUGGUGGAAAAACUGUAAGAUGAUCAUUAUCCUGGGUGUAUUAUGUGCAAUCAUUCUUAUCAUAAUUAUAAGUGAGUAA
This is a messenger RNA of Notechis scutatus (mainland tiger snake), 339 nucleotides long. Lineage: Eukaryota; Metazoa; Chordata; Lepidosauria; Squamata; Elapidae. The record is from RefSeq and is a predicted model, not a curated record.